GAAUAAUACUACAAAAGGUUACAACUUUUUUUUAGAGGAUGUGAUUUGGGUCAACGUCAAAUCUUGUUUAUUAAGCCUCUGAACGAACAAAGAGAGUAGUAACCCUUUUUUGAUUCGAUGCCGAGAGCAUCUCUGAUAAGCUGCUGCACGCGCUUUCACGCGCCGACAACUCGUCUUUCUUUAUUCCGCCGUAGUCACCACAACAAGCUCACACCUUCAUCUCCUCGCUGCUUCAGCCACAACGAUUGCAGACAUCAAAUGGAGCAGCUUGAUCUCUCUGCCAACACUGUGAUUGAUCAUCCUCGAGCUCUCACUGAUAAAACAACCCUAAUCCGUGACGCGGGUCCUUCCAAAUUUCAGGUUAUUGCAGACUUCGAUGGGACUUUAACGAGAUACAGAGUCAAUGGAGUUCGAGGCCAGAGCAGCCAUGGGAUCUUGCAGCAAGGAAACGCAGAUUACGAUGCUAAGAGGGAAGCAUUGUAUGAACACUAUCAUCCUCUUGAGUUCUCUCCUCUCAUUCCCCUUGAAGAUAAAACCAAACUCAUGGAAGAAUGGUGGAGUAAAACUCAUAAUCUACUCAUUGAGGGAGGUUUAACAUUUGAUGCAAUCAAGGAUUCUGUUGCUAAUUCUUCCAUAGCUUUUAGAGAUGGUGUGGCUGAGCUUUUUGAAUUUUUGGAGGAAAAGGAGAUCCCAGUUUUGAUUUUUUCAGCAGGGCUUGCUGAUGUUAUUGAAGAGGUUUUGAGGCAGAAGCUUCAUAGAACAUUCAAGAAUGUAAAGAUUGUGUCCAACAGGAUGGUCUUCGAUGAUGAUGGACGGCUUGUGUCUUUUAAAGGAAAGCUUAUUCACGUGCUAAACAAGAAUGAACACGCUUUAGACAUGGCUGCUCCACUCCACGACCAACUUGGUGUUGACAAUGGUGGGGAAGGUGAAGAGAAUGCGUACGUGAAACAAAGAACAAACGUUUUGCUUCUAGGAGACCAUAUGGGGGAUCUGAGGAUGUCUGAUGGUUUGAAUUACGAGUCUCGAAUAUCUUUUGGAUUCCUGAAUGAUAACGUUGAGAAGAGUCUUGAAAGCUACCGUAAGGCCUUUGAUAUCGUUUAUCUUAAUGAUGCACCUAUGUGGGGAGCUCUGGAGAUUGCUUCUCAGUUAUUUCCAACAGAAGCUAGUUAACUGCAAUGCCUGAGACUGGGAGCCAUGUUAAAGUGCAAGACUCUUUCUUCAGUUGUCUUGAUUGAAACAAUAUUCUUAACUAGAAGUUCCGUGUUGUUUGCUUCAGAUUUAUAAAUGAAUCAUUAUUGAGAGACU
This is a messenger RNA of Brassica napus (rape), 1305 nucleotides long. Its product is annotated as 7-methylguanosine phosphate-specific 5'-nucleotidase A. The transcript has 10 exons. NCBI's taxonomy places the organism in Eukaryota, Viridiplantae, Streptophyta, Magnoliopsida, Brassicales, Brassicaceae. Gene Ontology annotation, cellular component: cytoplasm. Bases 118 to 1170 code for a protein of 350 amino acids. The record is from RefSeq and is a predicted model, not a curated record. Gene Ontology annotation, molecular function: magnesium ion binding; 5'-nucleotidase activity.